UACCGGACUCAAUUUUCAGUUUUGUAAUGUAGAAGAAGGAACCAGAGACAAACCUGACCUAUCCUUGCUCGAUUUCAGAGAAAAAAAGGGUCUGCUGGCUCUCGCAAAACGCAGAAGGUUAAUUGAAGGUCCAUCAAAAGGAAAAUGAAAGCCAAGAUUUGAAGAGGGAGCCAUGAGUUACUUGGCUAAAGCUAUUGAAAAUGUUAAAAUGAUGAGAACAAAAGCAGAUAAAAAUCUGAGAUGUCUUGAUAUUGGAAAAUGAGAUGCUUGCUUAUACAGAUCUUAAAGUUUCUUGUUCUUCUAUUAACACUUGAAAAAACUUAGUAGUUUGUUAGCCUAUUGGUUACAAAUUGUUGCAAACUUGAUUCCAUAUUGGCCCAUUGUAUGAUUUUAGAAAUUACUUUCUUAAGGAAUUAAAUGAAAGCCAACUUUGAGGAGAUCUGUUGUUUCUUUGGCUUGUUUCCAGUUUCAUUGGAACUGUUGAUCUUAAUUUCAAAAUAUUGUUACAGACUGAACUUAAGCCCUUUAGUCAGAGUGACUCCGAAGACUAAAGCUGCCAACUCAUUAUGAAUAACUUGAGAGUCACAUUAAUUUGGGUAACAAGCUGACUUUCCUGUUUGAUUCUGAUGGCUCAAGUUAAAACGAGGAGAAAAACUAGUGGCUACCAAAAAAAUAUGAUAAUUGGGCUGCUUUUGGGACUGGAUUUGCGAACAUGUGUGCAGUUUUCAAUCAUGAUCCAUAGUGGAAAUUUAACCCACAAAACUCAUUAUGAGAUCCUCGAUGUGAAGGAAGAUGCUAGCUUUGAAGAAAUUCGCGCAUGCUACCGAACUGCCAUUCUGAAUUUCCAUCCAGACAAAAUGCAAAUAACAUGUGAAACAUCAAAAGCAAACGAGUCGGGCUGUAGGUUUUUGGAGGUACAGAGGGCUUGGGAAAUCCUUGGAGAUUCGAAAUCUCGUGCACUCUAUGAUAACGAUCUGCAAUCUAUGCGGCAGGAUUCUGCAACUGCUGAAGAUAUCAGAUUAGAGGAUCUGUCAAUUGAAGAUGCUGGCGAUGUUUUCGAGCUUUUGUAUGACUGCAGAUGUGGUGAUUACUUCAUAAUCGAUUCGUCAGAGUUGGCAGAUAUGGGAUAUCCAUUGAUGAAAAAUGGGAGUGAAUUUUUUUUGCAAACGCCAAAAUCUCUACCACCAGUAUCCGUUGUUCUUCCUUGUGGUUCAUGCUCGCUUAAAGUCCGGUUGUUGAUUAAUGCUGAUAGUAAGCUGCAAACUGCGUUGAGUAAUUGAUAAUCAUUUCCCCCCCUUAAUCUGCAAUUUUGGUCUGAUAAGGUGAUAUAGGAUUAUCCAUGAUUUCCUGGAAUAUAACAGAUAAUUGAAAAAAUGACGGGAGAUUUUGAUUAAAGUUUGUACUGUGUAUUUCUCUAUUGUUAUGGCCUGUGGUGCUAUUAUUUGAAUUGCU
This is a messenger RNA of Olea europaea var. sylvestris, 1452 nucleotides long. RefSeq names its product DPH4 homolog. The coding region runs from base 627 to 1280 and encodes 217 amino acids. The record is from RefSeq and is a predicted model, not a curated record. The transcript has 3 exons. Lineage: Eukaryota; Viridiplantae; Streptophyta; Magnoliopsida; Lamiales; Oleaceae. Gene Ontology annotation, molecular function: ATPase activator activity; ferrous iron binding. Gene Ontology annotation, biological process: positive regulation of ATP-dependent activity.